Cynoglossus semilaevis (tongue sole) is the source of this 513-nucleotide messenger RNA. Its product is annotated as olfactory receptor 2AT4-like. The record is from RefSeq and is a predicted model, not a curated record. Gene Ontology annotation, cellular component: membrane. The annotation marks the transcript as partial. Gene Ontology annotation, biological process: G protein-coupled receptor signaling pathway; detection of chemical stimulus involved in sensory perception of smell. The transcript has a single exon. Gene Ontology annotation, molecular function: odorant binding; G protein-coupled receptor activity; olfactory receptor activity. NCBI's taxonomy places the organism in Eukaryota, Metazoa, Chordata, Actinopteri, Pleuronectiformes, Cynoglossidae.
CCUCCAGGUUUCUACAUCAUUGGAUUUAAAAGUUUUUCCUACAUCAGUGCCUACAUCUUCUUCCUGGUGUUUGUCUAUCUGGUUACAGUUGUCUUUAAUGGUUUACUCAUGUACAUAAUUGCCAUGGACAACAAACUACACACUCCUAAAUUUCUGGCUGUGGUCAACCUGGCAGUGAUUGAUGCCUUGUUGAACACAAGCACAAUCCCUGGUAUGGUUAAGACUUUUGUCCUAAAUGAUAAUUUUGUUCCUUUCAACCUGUGUCUUGUACAAAUGUUUAUUCACUACUCAUGUAUAUGUUUGGAGUCUUAUGCACUUGCUAUACUGGCCUACGAUCGGGUGAUUGCGAUAUCUUUCCCUUUUCGCCAGAAUGUUCUUAACACACGGCCAAUCAUGUUUACUAUUAUAGGUUUAACCUGGUGUUACAGUGUGGGCUUGUUAGCAUACAGCACCAUAAUCAUGACUCGCCUGUCUUUCUGCAGGUCUGUCACAGUGUUCAGUUAUUUCUGUGAC